This is a messenger RNA of Drosophila melanogaster (fruit fly), 6363 nucleotides long. It is a transcript of the gene Slob, whose product is annotated as slowpoke binding protein. Gene Ontology annotation, cellular component: cytoplasm; synapse. The record is from RefSeq and is marked reviewed. NCBI's taxonomy places the organism in Eukaryota, Metazoa, Arthropoda, Insecta, Diptera, Drosophilidae. The coding region runs from base 798 to 4841 and encodes 1347 amino acids. The transcript is spliced from 13 exons.
CGGAGUGGACGUCUCUAUUUCUCAGUGUAAUUCCCAACCGAUUCUCUGCCGCGUCGCGAAUAAAACGGUAGUUUUAAAUUAAAAUUUUAACAAAUUUACACUUAAUUUAGAAAACUAAGUCAGAUUAUUGAAUACACAAAAUUUGAUGAUGUAUAUUGACUAUUCGCACACGACCGUCAUUGCGAAUGCCAUCAAUUAUUUAAGGCAUUUAUUUUGAUUCAGUUUCCUUGUGCUUUUGUUUGCUGGUUGUCCCACAAAAACAGAAAUUGUUUGCCCUCCAGGAGCAACAAAAACAACUGUGAGCGGAGAGUGCAGAGAGCCGAUGGACACCGAAAAAUCCGAAUAGGAAACAUACCGAAGUCCAAAAGCACCGAGCACCAAACACACGGAAAUUCAGUCGCGUAAGGGCAUCGCAUCAGUCCACACCGCAUCGGAUCUUCGAGAUACAUUCGCAUCUGUAAGAUACAACCGCAUUUUUGGGAUACUCUCGCGAGUGAAAAUUUUUUCGGCAAUAAGUCAAUUAAAAACCCGAAUCUCAAACCAUCAAUAAAUCAGAUAAUCAAAUACCGGAAAAUAGGCAAGCAGGAAAGAGGAACUCUAAAUCAAGCUCAAAGCUCUUCUCACCUUUUCCUGGUUACAGCUAACCAACUGCGACGUGCUCUUAGAUGAAAGGAACGUGCGAUGCAAUUGAAUCCAAGCAGACAAACUGAAACGCACUACUGGAUUACCCUCUUUUGGUGUGCCUUAGGUGGUUUGAUAUUGGGUGGAAUUGUUGUAAUUUCAUACUGGAUAAGACGAUGCAGGACACUUGCAGCGAGGUCAACGUCCCGGCAGCGUCGCAUCCGGAGCCGGAGCUCAUCAUCAGCUGCCACCGGGAUCAGCGGGAUCAGUGCCAUCGGAAUAAUCUCCAGAGGGAAAGCAAAGUUAUCACCCGAUCACAAUCAUCGGCGUCGACCGCGCGGCAUGCUCCAGUGCAUCAACUGAAGCAGCAGCAAUCUCUGCCCACACCUCUAACACAGCAGCCCAGCCACAAUUCGCACCACAAUCCCCAGACCCCCAAGUCCGUCUCCAUUCUCGUCUACAAGACCUUGAACACGGUCUUCAAGAGCAGUCGCAAGAUCAUCGUUCGUGUGUGUGAGGUGGCCAGCGCCAAGAAGUCCUUCACCAUGUUCAAGUUCAACAAGGCCGCUCAGCAGCAGCGGAUCGACAAUCGGAACAGUGCCGUCACAGGACACGAUCCCUUCGUCCGACCACCAGUGCCCGAAAAGAAAGUGAGGAACAUUAUGAAGAAGCUGCACAAGGCGAACGGCCUGAAACGCUCCAACUCGGCGAUCGAGUUCGAUGUCUCGGCCCUGACAGCUGCCAAUCGCCGACAGAUCUAUAGUAGGCCCAACAUCAAGUAUCAGUACUCCGCCUUGGACAGUGGCAAUGGGAUCGUGGAGCGAAGUCCCCGGGAGCGAGCUCAGAGGGAAAAGGCACUGAAUGCCACUCAGGAAUGGAUUCAAGGUGCCAAUGGGCGCUACGAAGUGAUUGCCCACCUGGAUGAGAUCGGUUCGAGGCAUGGCAAGAACUGGUUUCUUGUCACAGAUGCCUCGGUACGCACGGAUCGUCUACAGACUCUGCUACCUCUGCCCCCCGAUUGUGUGGCCUUCGAGGAUCUCCCGCCCAACGAAUGCGCCAGGGAAAUACUCAUGGAGCUCCUGGGCUCGCUGCAUCAUCCGUACAUAUAUCCCGUUCUGGACUUGGGCUUUUUGCGCAACAGCUCGUAUAACUACGCCUGCCUGGUGACGCCCUUUAACUCGCGGGGCAGUCUUAAAGAUCUCAUCUAUAAGGCGCAGUGGAAUGAGCCGUGGGCCAGGAAGUACACGCGUAAGCCAAAUGGCUUACCGGUGAGCCAGGUGCAGCGCCUGGGACGACAGAUUCUGGAGGCACUGCUCUUCCUGAAGGAGCGCGGUUUUCCGCUUCACGGUCACCUGCACAGCGGCAAUGUCAUCCUGCAGAACGGGGCAGCCAGGUUAUCGGGCCUGGAGAACGGCCUCCUGGGCCUCAGUUCGCGCAUUAACGCCGUCAUGUGGUCCCGCUCGGUCACCGAGAUCGAGAACGUGGACAUCGUCUGCUUUGGCCACCUGCUCUACGAGAUGUGCACGGGCCAGGAGCUGACAACCCCCAAGCCGUCCAUGCGGGUGCUCGAGAUGGAGCUGCAGCACUAUCCACAAAUUGGCCAGAUUCUGGAGAUAUUAGGUCUAAUCUUUGAGCCGCCUAGCGGUGUCUGCCCCUCCGUUGAGGACUUAGUCCUUUGCGAUCUGUUUCGCAGCAUCGAUUUGCGCGAGCUUCGCGGUCCCUGUUUCAGUACAAUUAAGCCGAGCCUCAGCAGGUCCACCUUGAACCUGCUGCAAGCGGUAAAGAAGCGCCAAUGUGCCUCCCUGGGCCAUUCCCUCAGUGAGGCCAACUCGCCCUGUACGCCCCCUUCGACGCCGCACGAUCGACGAACAGGUAUCAGCCGAACAAUGGACUCAUUUGACAUAUCAAGCGAUUCGGAGGAAGGUCUCCUGGAAGAGAUUGUCGUCGGUGGAAGCUGCCAUCGCCAGCACUUGCUUCGCCUGCAGCAGUGGCACUCCGCCCACUCAUAUGUCCACUCGUAUGCCUCGGAGUCGCCGAUUCAUUAUUGUGACCCUGCGGCCGUCUAUUCGGAUGAUAAUAGCCAGGAGCCGGGUCAGGAUCCCCAGCCGCCGACCAUUCGAUGUAGCACCAGUAGUCAGAGCAAUCUGGAUGUCCUUCUGGCUGAGGGAGCCGCGGACGAGGUAUACGAGGAGCAGGAGGAGGAGGGUUUUGAGCAGGAAGAGGAGGCAAGUGGCUCCUCGGGAACGCAGAGGCUUCAGGCUCCAGCCUGCACUUCGUCGGCUGCUGGGGCCUCCUUCAACCAUCAACUCACUGCCGAUAUGUGCAACUACAAGAACUCGAAGAGCAGGAGGUUGGAGUACUCCCUCAAGUGUCUCAAGUAUGGCCGCAGUAAUCCCUCCCAGGACUCAGCCUUUGGCUCUCUGACUGACAACGACCUGUCCAUUGGAUCGUCCAGCAUUAGGUUGAGCAGCUUUCAGUCCAUUUCAUCGCCCAUUGACGAGGGCGUCGAGGAUGUCAUCAUAGCCACCACCACAGGUGGUAAUGAAACCUGCCUGGAACUAGCCACCAUUCCUAGGAGUAUGGUCUCCCAGGACUCGGCGAUUUCAUCGCCCUGUCGCGAGAGUUCCCCAAACAACUUCCUGCACAUUGACGAUGCGAUGUCGGGAACGGGUUCAACUUCCUCUGGCUCUAAUUGUGGCUCCUUCGGAAAUAUACGUCCCCAACAGUUUCCCGUUUCGCUUUCACCAAAGAUUUUGGUAACGGCCACCAGCAAUUCGAGCAACUCGUCCUUAGCAUCCAGCAGCAAUGCGGGUCAGGGUCAGGCCCAGCUUCAUGGACAAGGGCAUCCCCAGCAGCAAUUUGAUCCGCCCAAGAUUCUAGUCAACGAUCAGAACUCCAUCUACACCACAUCGCCCUCGAAGCGAUCGGGGAUGAUAGAGGUGUUCUCACAAAAAUAUCGGUGUCCCUUCCAGGUGAGCUCCUUCGAGGACAUGUCCCCGAAGCGAACCUCAGACAAACAGCACCUGAAGCAUGUGAAUCGGCUGGCCUUUCGCUCCUUGGAGGAGGAGCGUCGGAUCGAUAAUGCCUUUCUGCCGAUGGCAGAUCGCACCCACUCGGACAAUCGCGUGAAUAUGCAGAGCGAGAAGUACAAAAAGCUCACGCACGCCUCGUUCCGCAUUAGCAAAGGUCAAGGCCAGGACUCGCCCACGGCCACACCCACCAGCCAAACGUCCCCCGGUCAGCCUGGCAAUUGCAUUGAAAUGCAACGAACCGGAAGGCAGACCCUCUGGCGAGACAGCAAGUUCUACCGGAAGAACAGAAUCGCCAAAAGCAACGACUCCCUAAUGGAAAACAAUCCCUCGCCCAGGAUAUCGCCAUGCUCCUUGCGGGAUAAUCAGUACGAGAGCAGAAGCAGCUCACAGGCCAGCAGGAGAUCGCUCAGUGGUAGUCAGCAAAUGCUGAGUGUCACCACCAGUUUCUGCGGCAACGGCAGUGCCUCCAGAAAUUCGGCCAGAUACUGCAGCUCGAAGAGCGAGGACUUGGGCGAGUCCUCCGACUAUCUGAGAGUUAUGGAUGCACGAAAAUCGUACUCCGAGCGGCACCUGGUGCGACUCAAGCAGACGGCCAUAAACAACACACACAGCGAGGACGAUAUGAGCUUCAACGAUGACAAUAAUCAAACGGUAUCAUCGCAGGGUCAGGGGUUACGGCAAUGCGGCAUCCAGUACAAUCAGAAGGAGCACCACCAGAAGCACUAUCAGGGUGGCAGGUGGAGCAGCAGCUGCUCCAUUGGCGGCCACCUGAAGACGACCAAUAUUAAGACCACCUCGCUGUCAGCUCAGUCCAGCCAAUCGAAUUUAGUGGCCACCUCGGCAACUGCCAGCUAUCGCACACCAUCCAAGUCCCUCGACCAGAGCAUCGCCACCAUCGCCAUCCCGAGCAUCCAUGCCACCAACCAGAACAACACCGCCCAGAAUAGCACCACCAAGGGCAGCAGCACCACCAGCAGUGACAGCAGUAGCAGCACCACCAGCUCGGUGGAUGAGUCCCCGUCGAGACAUACCCUCAGCGGAGCGGACCUCUCCAGGAUCUUCGUGAUGGACAUGGACGAUGCACCGGGCAGUACAUGCAGCGAAGAGAAGACUCCGCUUCUGGACAGUGUGGAAAUGUCCCCGAUGAGUCCAACCGAUCCAGAGGAACCCGACCUGGACAAGCUCUAAUGGCCAUCCCGUUAACACUAUGUACACGCACUUACAGAUACGUUUUGAGCAGCCGAAAUGCAAAGCAUGUGAUAAAGAAACCAAAUAUAGAUGAAAUCGAACGGGGAACCAUCAAGUUAUAGAACUACUAGGCUAGGUACGAGAUGGUAGACGGAGAAAGUCUACUAAAAGAGUUAUCGGCAUAAAGGUAUUGAGUUAUAUAUUACAUAGAUGAACAACUCCUCUACUUUAAUUUUCCUCUGAGACAUCUUGUAUAUGUAUAUUUUAAAUGCAAGUACUACAAUUUAUCACAGAGUCUAAUACUUUACCGUUUUUAAUAUUCUAUAGGGCCGUUAACCGUUUCCGAAAACUCUUUUGCUACGGCUUUCUCCAUGCCAGUGUUGGUUAAGGUGAAGCAAUUCUAAUCUGAGUUCGACACAAACACAUACACCCACUCACAAUUACAAUAUAUAAUUGGCUGCCCCGCCUUUGCUAAAUCCACACAUCCACACUCAAAGCUUUCUUCUGGUAACAAUAAUAUUUUUCUCUUUAUAUUGAACUUUAGCCGAUUGCUUUUACAGCAAUUCGAAGUAAACUAGAAUACAUAUUUCUUUACUAAAGCUGAUCUCUAGACUGCUAAGCCACGAGACAACACAGAAAAACAAAGGGAAUACCAUCCUGCUGAUUAGUUGUUUUUUUAAACAAAUUUAAAGGAAACCCGUUUUCGAAUUAUACGGAAUUAUACACUUUACUUGGUAGUUAAUUGAAUAGUUAAGACUUAAAAGCUUCGCAGCUUGGCGCAUUGAAAAUGUUUUACUGUAGCUUAAAAUCGUUUUAAGCUCCCAGUGGAGCGUGUUUUAAAUAUAAAUUAAAAAAUGAACAUAUUCUAGGGAGCUAAGUCCAAAAGAACCUUAAACGAUCAAACAAAGCCAAAGAAAGUUAACCCAUACAAUGGAAAAUCCAAGGCAGAGUUGAAAGUAUCCAACAUAUAACGAACAAUUUAGAUUUCUUUAGUCUUUUAUCCUUUGUUCAGAAAUUACACAUUAGCCAGCACUUCAAUAUCGCAACGGAGACAUAAAUUUUACUCCAUAAGAGUUAAGCAUUGUCGUAUAAAACGGUAAACAAUAAAACCAUACAGAAAUGCAAUCAAAUUUACUAAAAUAUCGGAAACAAAAAAAAUAUCACAAACGCCACACACAAUCGAACACAAAAUAAAUGUACUCACUAAAGAUCAUAUAUAUAGAAGAUAAUAUUAGACGCACGCACUUGACUAAGACGAUCAAGAUUCGAAUCCCGAUUCAAAAACCCAGCCCCACCCGACCUAUUUGAAUAACUCAAAUGAUCUGCCACAGAGUCGCCCUUAGUUUGAUUAUUCGUAGCUAAUGAAUGCGUAAAACAUUGUUUAUGGGACCCUCUAGAAUGUAUAUGUAUGUAUUCCCAAUAUCUUGUAAGUUAAUUUGCUUGGAAUUGUUUGUGUAUCCACUUAUGUAACCCAAAAAUGGAGAAGCCCUUGAGAACUAACAAAUAAACGAGAUAACGACGU